CCACCCAACUGCACCUGCGCACCCUCUAGGACUCCGUUUGGGAGGAGGGACUCCGGGUGAGUUCAGAGAUUCUCUUUGUAUCUCGCUUUCUGUGGAAGGUCAACGUUCUCCAUCUAAACUUGGUUCCUUUCUUAAAUGAGGUGUGCUGAACUUUGCUCCAAGGCAGCCCGGAACCACAAGUCGGGAGCACAGUCUUUUCUCCUUGACCCCGGCGAUCACUUCCGUUUACGGGUCUGGAAUACCUGAGACCUUUCUACUGCGAACGACGGGAAAGGAACUUCCGGUGUUUGUUGCCUAGGCGCCGGCCCGGUGGGCCGUAGCGACGUUUUUGGCGCGGUCCUCUCCCCUCUACCCCAGGGGUCAAGAUGUCUGGGCUCAGUCAGUCAGAGAUGGAAGGCUGUCGUGACCUGCUCAGCCUGCUGGACAACGACGAGAUCAUGGCCCUGUGCGACACUGUCACCAACCGCCUGGUGCAGCCUGAGGACCGCCAAGAUGCUAUUCGAGCAAUAUUAGUGUACAGUCAAAAUGUAGAAGAACUCCUGAAGCGCAGAAAGGUCCACCGAGAAGUCAUAUUUAAGUACUUGGCAACACAAGGGAUUGUUAUAUCUCCAGUUACUGAAAAACACAAUCUUAUUCAACAUGCAAAAGAUUACUGGGAAAAGCUAUCAAAGAUGAAACUGAAAAAAAUGCCAGAGCCAGUUGCAAAGAAGGAGGACAUCCAACUCUUUCAACAGGCAAGAGAAGAUAAAAAAGCUGAAAAAGUUGAUUUUCGUCGCCUAGGAGAAGAAUUUUGUCAUUGGUUCUUUGAACUUCUCAAUUCUCAGAAUCCUUUAAUGGGACCACCUCAAGAUGAAUGGGGGCCACAACACUUCUGGCAUGAUGUCAAGCUUAGGUUUUAUUACAGUACAUCAGAACAAAAUGUGAUAGACUACCACGGAGCAGAAAUUGUGAGCCUUCGCUUGUUGUCACUAGUAAAAGAAGAGUUUCUUUUUCUUAGCCCCAACUUAGAUUCUCAUGGACUGAAAUGUACUUCUUCUCCCCAUGGAUUAGUUAUGAUUGGAGUUGCAGGGACUGUCCAUCGAGGGGACACAUGUUUGGGCAUUUUUGAACAAAUCUUUGGACUUAUCCGCUGUCCUUUUGUGGAAAAUACUUGGAAAAUUAAAUUUAUCAACCUGAGAAUCAUUGGAGAAAAUUCUCUUGCUCCUGGAACAGUACUAAAACCUGCUGUUACAUUUGGACAGAGUGAUCUAGAGGAUUUUUAUAAUGUAAUCACUUUGUGUGAUAACAAUGAAGUAAGACUUAAUGUAAAGCAGGCAUUUGACAGUGGGACUGGAGACCAGGCUUUAUGUGGUGGAAAUGAGUCAUUGUUAAACAAAAGAGAGCCCAGUUUACCAAACCCUCUGAAGCACUGACACUGUGUAUCAUAUUAAAAAAUCUUUAUACAGAAACUCUUCCAAAUACAUCAGUAAUUUCAUAUGUGAGGAUUGACAUUUUAAUUGAAAUAUUUCUCUACACUUACAUGUAUGAAUGUUUGCCUAUAUCUGAGUUGUAGUAAAAGUUUGAGAACUUACUACAGUUCAUUGAAUAAAUCCCACUGUAGAUGUAGUUAACUGUGUGCCUUAGAAACCAAAUAGUAUCUUCAUUAUACUAUUCUACCACUAUCCGUACUUCCCAUGUGGGAAAGGAUUAAUAGUGUUCAGGCCUUCCUUAACUUACUCAUUUUUCUCUAAAUCCAGAUAUUGGAUAUUUUAAAAAUGUAUUUUUUUUAAACUUAAAUAUUGUGAAGAUAUUUAAUGUAAACUCAGGGUUCUCAUUUUAGAAAACCCAAGUGAUAUUCAUGCAAAAUCUAGUAAUUUAUCAGGGGAAGAAAAAUUUACUGCCUCUUUAAAUAUUUAUAGAACAUUUCUCAAAGUUACUUCUCUUAUUCAA
Molecule: messenger RNA, 1929 nt
Organism: Fukomys damarensis (Damara mole-rat)
Lineage: Eukaryota; Metazoa; Chordata; Mammalia; Rodentia; Bathyergidae
Gene: CUNH3orf38
Product: chromosome unknown C3orf38 homolog
Exons: 3
Coding region: 366-1412 (348 amino acids)
Source: RefSeq, a predicted model, not a curated record